This is a messenger RNA of Acaulospora morrowiae, 702 nucleotides long. The record is from the annotation of a GenBank genome assembly. Lineage: Eukaryota; Fungi; Glomeromycota; Glomeromycetes; Diversisporales; Acaulosporaceae.
AUGGAGACAAGAUAUCCUCCGCCAUGGUAUCGAUUACUAGAACAAAGUCACAAAAAAAACCAUAGGAAUGUUGCGUUUGUUCAAAUGACGAACCUACGUAGGAAUGGUCAACCAUCGUUGCAUAACAUAAGGUUUUUGGACUUUCUUAAAGAUGAUCCAAGAUAUCUCUUAUUUUCAAUGGCUUUUAAUGACCACAACUUACACGGUGACAUUAAAUCGAAUCCAAAUGCUCAAUUAAACUGGCAAAUGCCGAUAUCAAAGGAAAUUUAUAAUUUCUCGGGUCGAUUUUAUAUUACAUCAUCGCAAAAUAAGAUAACCAGGUUUCCAGCCCCAAAGAUAAUUCUCGACGAACCAAAUAACAUCUCCCCACGUGAAUAUUGGGAGUCGCUGCGAUGUCAAUUAUGGAAUUCGCUUUCAUCGCAAAGCAGGGCAACUUUUACCUGGCCUCCGUCAGGAGAGAUUCCAAAGAGCGAUAAAGAUUCGUUCAAAUGUUUCAAGUUGGAUUCAAUGUUGAAUAGUACAAAUUCUGUUAAUUCUUCCGAGAAAAUCUUGCAUGAUUUGGCAUUUGAGAACUUUUGUAUUUUGAUAUUUAAAGCAAACGAAGCUAUGAGGUUUGACUAUGAAGCAUUUCCACCGAAAAGAAUAGUCUACAAUUUUGAUGAUGAGGAAAACGUUUGGGAAGUUGAAGAGGCAAAUCCAUGA